AUCCAUUUUCAAUUUUUUUUUAACCUUCCCGAGAAUUCUAGACCGUUCCCACUAUCACUUUCCCGCCUACCAACCCACUUCCCCAUGUUCACUUUUCUUUGUGAACCUUCACUUCCCCACUUCCCCCACUUCCCUACUUCUCUUUCUCUUCUUUUCUUCAUCGCGACACCACCAUCCCGCCACACCCUCUCUUCUUUUCUUCAUCGCGGCACCACCAUAGCGCCACACUGCCUCUUCUUUUCUUCAUCGCGACACCACCAUGGCGGCACCACCAUCGCGCCACCACCAUGGCGGCACCACCAUCGCGCCAUGCACCACCAUCGCGAUUCGAUUUCACCACACAGACACGCUCCAGUGGACAGUUUCUUUACGAAACCGUUUCUUCAACUGAAGGAACCAGGAACAUAUGGUAUCAGGUACCUGGGUGCAAUACAGUUUUCCUCUAGGGUACCUAAAGUUUGGAGUUGCUGA
Messenger RNA from Glycine soja, 471 nucleotides. RefSeq lists its product as uncharacterized. NCBI's taxonomy places the organism in Eukaryota, Viridiplantae, Streptophyta, Magnoliopsida, Fabales, Fabaceae. Bases 85 to 471 code for a protein of 128 amino acids. The record is from RefSeq and is a predicted model, not a curated record. The transcript is spliced from 3 exons.